Messenger RNA from Cuscuta epithymum, 3885 nucleotides. The record is from the annotation of a GenBank genome assembly. Lineage: Eukaryota; Viridiplantae; Streptophyta; Magnoliopsida; Solanales; Convolvulaceae.
UUUCCACUGAACAAAACCCAAUUCUCGAAACACCCCAUUUGGGCAUGGCUUCUCCUUCUCCGGUCUCUGCUGUGUGCGUCCAAGGCUCCCCUGAUGCUCGUAAAGGUUCUACUGAUUAACUGUUAUCUGAACUACUUUUAUCGUUUUGUUUUCGCGGGAAGGACUUCAAUGCGGUUUCGUUUCCAUAUCUAGGGUUUUAGUUUCGUGUUGCUGCCUCCUUAUUCAAUCCUGCGUUUAUGACUCACCUAGAUUUUUAACUGUAUUUGGUUAUGAUUCUGUAUCCUGGUCGACGAUGAAGAAUGUGGAAAUAGCCCAAUGGCUCAAGGGGCUACCACUGGCGCCCGAAUUUCGCCCCACAGAUACUGAAUUUUCUGAUCCUAUUGCCUACAUUUCUAAAAUCGAGAAAGAAGCGAGCUCUUUUGGUAUAUGUAAAGUGAUUCCUCCGUUCUCUAAGCCUUCUAAGAAAUAUGUGCUCCAUAACUUGAAUAAGUCGCUCACAAAGUGUCCAGAGUUGGGUUUAGAUGUAAAGGCUUGUUCUGAUAAAGGGAAUGGACAAUUUGGGGAGUCUAGGGCAGUGUUUACUACCAGAUGUCAGGAAUUGGGCCAGAGUGAGAAGAAGAAGAUGAAUAUGAAGGGGAUGUCAGGGAGUCUGUCAUUUGGAGCUCAGAAGAAGGUUUGGCAAAGUGGAGAAGUUUAUACACUGGAAAAGUUUGAAGCAAAAUCAAAGUCUUUUGCUAGGAAACAAUUAGGCACAGUUAAAGACGUUUCACCAUUAGUUGUUGAGACAAUGUUUUGGAAGGCAGUUUCUCAGAAGUCAGUUUAUGUGGAGUAUGCUAAUGACGUGCCAGGUUCAGGUUUUGGCGAGCCUGAAGGAGUUUCCAAUAUUUACAGGAAAAAGAGGAGGAGGAAGAAGAGGGAAGUGUUUGAUCGAAGCCACACAAAAACUUGUGAUAACAAGAAAGAAGGUCUUCUUGAUAGUACUAGUAUCGAUAAACAGUCAUUUUGUGUUAGUCCUGAUAUAUGUAAAGUCUCACCGUCUGAUUACUCCGCAUCUUCCCAACCUAAUGGUUUGCGUGAUAGUAAUGAUGUGGAGGGCAGUGCUGGAUGGAAACUAUCAAACAGUCCAUGGAAUUUACAAGUCAUAGCUAGGUCACCUGGAUCACUAACCCGCUACAUGUCGGAUGAUAUUCCCGGUGUUACGUCUCCUAUGGUCUACAUUGGUAUGUUGUUCAGCUGGUUUGCAUGGCAUGUUGAAGAUCACGAGCUUCACAGCUUGAAUUUCCUUCACACGGGAUCCCCAAAAACUUGGUAUGCAGUGCCGGGUGACUAUGCAUCAAAGUUUGAAGAAGUUGUGCGAGUUCAGGCUUAUGGAGACAGUACUGAUCCAUUAGCUGCUCUUACUCUAUUGGGUGAGAAGACUACUCUUCUAUCACCUGAAGUAAUUGUUUCAUCAGGCAUACCCUGUUGCAGGUUAGUGCAGUACCCUGGCGAGUUUGUGGUCACUUUUCCAAGAGCAUACCAUGUAGGGUUCAGUCAUGGUUUCAAUUGUGGAGAGGCUGCUAACUUUGGAACUCCUCAGUGGCUCACAGUAGCUAAAGAUGCUGCAGUUCGUCGAGCAGCCAUGAAUUAUCUUCCCAUGCUUUCUCAUCAGCAGUUGCUAUACCUGUUGACCAUGUCUUUUGUUUCAAGAGUGCCAAAGUCAUUGCUACCUGGGAUGCGAAACUCUCGCUUGAAAGAUCGUCAGAAGGAAGAAAGAGAGACUUUGGUGAAGAAAGCAUUUGUGGGAGAUGUCCUAAAGGAGAAUGAGUUAGUAACCAUUUUACUACAGAAAAAUUCCUCUUACCAAGCAGUGUUGUGGGAUGUGGAUAUGUUGCCAUCUGCAAGUGAACGAUUUGAAUCGCAAAAGUGUGUCGGUACUGAUUUAACAAAGAAGUGUAGUGAUCAAAAUGAUAACAAGUACAACAGCCAGGAUAUUUUAAACAAAAUGAACUCAUAUUUGGAAAAUUCGAGUGAUUUAUGUGCGGAAGAUGAGGAUUUAUCAAAUGAAUUUCAAAUUGAUACUGGAGCGUUGCCUUGUAUAGCUUGUGGGAUACUGGGUUUUCCUUUUAUGGCUGUUGUACAACCAUCAGAGAAAUCAAUAAAGAACUUCUACUCAGAGGAUUUUCAUACAAUACAAUGCAUGGGAGAGCUGAAAUCUUUUGAACCGCGUUCCCAUUCGCAACGGGAUAGCAUAGUAUUUGGCGAUGUUGCAGUAGACAGGUCAAUGCCACCUGAAAGGCUUCUCCUUCACCCUAAACGAGUGUCUUGUGCUGAAUCAGGAGAAUCUACUGCAUCUCAAAUGAAGGGUCAACUCCCAUUAGCUGGCCCUUUAUCUGCAAGUAAUCCAUCUGUCAACCUUGAAGACAAAUGGGAUACAUAUAAUGCAUUUUUAAGGCCACAAAUACUUUGCAUUGAACACGCGAUUCAAACUGAAGAGUUGUUGCAUAGAAGGGGCGGGGCAAAAAUUCUUGUUAUGUGCCAUUCAGACUUUCAGAAAAUAAGGGCUUAUGCUACAUUUAUCGCAGAGGAAACAGACACCACAUUUGUCUAUAAUGAGAUUGUCUUAGAUAAUGCAUCUAAGGAACAUCUUCAGUUGAUAGAUCUUGCAAUUGAAGAUGGAAACCGUGAAUGUGCUGAAGACUGGACAUCAACACUACAUAUCAAUUUACUGCAUUCUAUGAAGAAGUUGAGUAAAAACAACAGUCAAACAGCUAAGAAGUUAGAGUAUGCGCUGAUUUUGAGUAGGCUAUUCCCCAACACAACAACCUCCAGUACGAAGUGUUUGGGUUACAAAUGGGAAUCCAGAAAAGUACGCUCUAAGAGAAGAUCAAAUUCCAAACCAGCAAAUAAAACACGUGUGCCUUCAAGAUUUGAGGAGAAAUGUUUGGAAUCAAAAUUAGACAACACUCGAGCAUCCAGAGAAGAAACAAUAGCUGUCCAGUAUACUAGGAAAAGAUACAAGUUAAAACCACACGCUUCUGUAGAAAGUGAUAUUUUCAUUCCUCAUGAGAUCUCCAAUGCUAAUGAAAAACUGGAGAAUCUCAUUCCUCAGAUGCUGGCAAUGGAGGACCAAAGCAGAAAUUCACACAGAAAUGAUUCACCCGAUGUUACCAGUUUUGUGAAAAGCCCAUGUGAAGGCCUAAGGCCAAGGGCAGCCAAGAAAGAGACAUCAACGUGUGCAAGUGAUAAUAAUACUAAGAAUAAUUUCCAGGAUCAAAGGAAUGGAGGACCCUCACACAGGUGUUACAUUGAAAGGUGCAAAAUGAGUUUCAAGACAAAGAGAAAGCUGUCCCUUCACAAACGUAACCGGUGUCCAGUCAAUGGUUGCGGGAAGAAGUUUAACUGUCACAGAUAUGCCGUACGUCAUCAACGCGUCCAUGAAGAAGAUAGGCCCCUGAAAUGUUCAUGGAAAGGUUGCAGCAUGUCUUUUAAGUGGAGUUGGGCAAGGACUGAACAUUUGCGUGUUCACACUGGGGAACGACCUUACAAAUGCAAGUUUGAAGGAUGUGGCCUCUCUUUCAGGUUUGUGUCAGAUUUUAGCAGGCAUAGGCGUAAAAUGGGACAUCAUAGCAGCUGAUUAAUCCACUACGUCAAAAGAAUGGUUUUGUCUCAAUAGGUUGGUUUGCUAUAAGUUUGCUACCCUCCAUUUCCAAAGAAAGGGUGGGUUGCCUUAUUGUGAAACCUCUGUAGGUUUUGAUAUGUACCAGACUGAUUAUAGUUUGAUUUCUUUAGGAUGGUUCAUCUUUGUAAGAAGAUUGAUCGUAUUCCUACUUGGGUACUAUUGUCUUCUGUUGUGACGUGAAAAAAUAGUAGCUCAGUGGAAGUAGAUGAUGUAAUAUUAGCAGA